Molecule: messenger RNA, 867 nt
Organism: Anopheles coustani
Lineage: Eukaryota; Metazoa; Arthropoda; Insecta; Diptera; Culicidae
Exons: 2
Coding region: 1-867 (288 amino acids)
Source: RefSeq, a predicted model, not a curated record
AUGGACGCACCCGAGGCUUACGGCUCCAGCGAGGAUCCAGAAGUGCGGCAGGCUUUCUCUGACAGUAUCCUGCACAUUUUACGGCCCUUGUCCGUGCUCGAGGUGGCGUCCAGGGUAGGUUCACGGCAGGGCAAGCUGGACCGUGCCUCGCCGGAUGGCUCCGACUCGACCCGCAGUGCGCUCUCGGAGCCAUUCUCCGAUCUGGAUGAGUCGUACAUCCUGCUGGAUCAACGGAAAAAGAAACCCGGCAAAGAUGACGGUGACGACAUGAUGUUGCUCAAUCAGUUCACCUCCGAGUUCCGGCAGGUGUACGACCAGCUCGUCAGCGACAAACAAGACAGGGUUGAAGAAAGUAUACUUCCUCCGGAUGACUCUCCAGAGGAUGGGAUUCCCACCUCGGACGAGCCGAUACCCACCGACUUCGGAGUGACGGACACGGACAGCUUUAGCCCACAGUUCCAGAGCUACAUCGCUGAGAUGCUGCGAAAGUGCGACCUCAAGUAUCAUCUAGACGAGAAGAAGAAGCGACUCGAUCAGCACCGACGACGCCAUCGGCGGGUGCGGAAGGUUCAGCCGGUUGAUCCGCGCGAUCCGUCGGAACCGGCCGAGCGGGACUCGCUCUCCGGCAUGUGGCGAAUGCUGGAUGCCGUCUCCGAACCCAACGGGUUCCCCAUCACCGACGGGGAGUACGACCUGUACGAAGACGAACGGUUCGAGUGGCUGAUGCGGGAGAAGCUUCCCUGGCAUCGGCUGGAAGUGUCGAAGAAGAAGUGCGAACAGUGGCUCAAGAUGGGCCCAACAGUGACGAAGGCGGACGAGCGCCGAUCCCGCGAGUCUCAGCGAGCCUCGGGACAUCGGCGAUGGUAA